Messenger RNA from Rangifer tarandus platyrhynchus (Svalbard reindeer), 357 nucleotides. Lineage: Eukaryota; Metazoa; Chordata; Mammalia; Artiodactyla; Cervidae. The record is from the annotation of a GenBank genome assembly.
AUGGCAGUGGAUACCGCGGCAGCAAUACUGGCCGCACUAGGUGGGGUCCUGUGGCUAGCCGCCCGGCGGUUUAUGGGGUCCAACGUCCAGCGACUGCACCAAGGCGGGGACUCCGGCCUCAUGCGCGGGAAGACCGUGCUGAUCACGGGGGUGAACAGUGGCCUGGGCCGCGCCACCGCGGCCGAGCUGUUGCGCCUGGGGGGUCGAGUGAUCAUGGGCUGCCGGGACCGCGAGCGCGCCGAGGAGGCGGCGGGUCACUCCGCCGUGAGGUCUGCCCGGCUGGAGGCCCCGACUCGGGGCCCAACUCCGGCGGGGCCGGCGAGCUCGUCGUCAAAGAGCUGGACCUCGCCUCUCUGA